UGCCCACGUGACUUUCGACAGGUUCAGAACCAGCAUUUCCUCAACCAGAACCAGAAACCAUAUGGCCCAGCAGCAGGUCCAGUCCAAGGAAUGCCUCCACGAUUCAAGAAAGGACAGCUCAAUGCAGAUGAGAUCAGCCUCAGACCUGCUCAGUCAUUCCUCCUCAACAAGAACCAGGUACCCAAGCUCCAGCCACAGAUCCCCACCAUGAUGCCUCCCAGUGCCCAGCCCCCCCGCACUCAAACCCCACCUCUGGGACAGCCUCCACAGCUUGGCCUGAAGACCAACCCUCCGCCCAUCCAAGAGAAACCUCAGAAGACAAACAAGAAACCACCUCCUGCUAGGGAAGAACUGCUUAAAAUGACGGAGGCGAUUAUGACUGAAUACUUGAACAGUAAGAACCUGACUGAGGCUGUGAGCGGUGUGCGAGAGAUGAGGGCUCCCAAGCACUUCCUGCCAGAGAUGCUGAGUAAGAUCGUCGUGUGUUCCCUGGACCGUCCUGAUGAGGACAAGGAGCACGCCAGCACUCUGAUCCACACACUCCGCACUGAGGGCCUCAUUACUGGAGAGAACUUCAUGCAGGCUUUCCUCAAUGUCCUGGACCAGUGCCCUAAGAUCGAGCUGGACGUGCCCCUGGUGAAGUCCUACCUGGCCCAGUUUGCGGCUCGGGCCAUCAUAGCAGAGCUGGUGAGCGUGGCAGAGCUGGCUCACCCCCUGGAGAACGGCACCCACUUUCCCCUCUUCCUGCUCUGCCUGCAACAGACGGCCAAGCUGAAGGACCGUGAGUGGCUUACUGACCUCUUCCAGCAGAGCAAGGUCAACAUGCAGAAGAUGCUUCCAGAGAUCGAUCAAAACAAGGACCGCAUGCUGGAGAUCCUGGAGGGGAAGGGCCUGAGCUUCUUGUUCCCUCUGCUGAAGCUGGAGAAGGAGCUGCUGAAGCAAAUAAAGGCAGACCCCUCUCCACAGUCCAUCUACAAGUGGAUUAAGGACAACAUCUCUCCCAAGCUUCACACCGAUAAAGGCUUUGUCAACAUCCUCAUGACCAGUUUCCUCCAAUACAUCUCCCAGGAGCUGUGCAUGACGGAGGGUGAUGAGCAGCUGGCGGCCCCCUCCAAAGAGCAGCUGGAGCAGGAGAAACAUCUGUUGCUGGCCUUCAAGCCCGUCAUGCAGAAGUUCCUGCAUGACCAUACGGAGCUGCAGGUCAGCGCCCUCUACGCCCUGCAGGUGCACUGUAACGCCAGCGGGUUCCCUAAAGGCAUGCUGCUGCGCUACUUUGUCAACUUCUACGACAUGGAGAUCAUUGAAGAAGAAGCCUUCCUCGCAUGGAAAGAAGAUAUUACCCAAGAAUUCCCUGGAAAAGGAAAAGCUUUAUUCCAGGUCAACCAGUGGCUCACCUGGCUGGAGACAGCGGAGGAGGAGGAGUCGGAGGACGACGCAGAUUGAGAAACCAAGCAGAAGCAUCAUGGUGUAGAAGAUUGACCUUAUCUUAUUACAGUCACUUUUCCUUUAUUAAAACUCCAUGCUUAAUUUAACCACUACCAUGUGGCAGUCAGCUGCUUCUGUCUUGCAAAUGUAAACUGAAAGCUUGUACCUGUAGGGAAUCAUGUGUUACCACUGGUACAGUGGAGAUAGGCUGAGAAGCAUCAUUUUGAUCUGUUGCCUAAUGGAUGUUUGAUUUUGGAUCUGUGUCCUGAUCAGCUACAUGAAUUCUGGAGUGUCUCAAACAUGUGGUGUUUUCUUUUUGCUCUUACUGUAUUAAGUUUGUAACUUUUUUUUCACUGUAAGCAUGUCUUUCAUUUAAAUUUUUACUGAUUUGAACCUUCCCCAAUAGGAAACUGCUUUAUUUAAGAAAGUAUAGGAGUUCCACCUAAAUAACUAAAUUAGUGGUGGUCUUCUCUAGUAAAAAGCAUGAGACUAUUAACAAAAUCUCUUGUCGGUGACCUGCUUUGUGAUCCAAAAGCAGGUGUGAUCACCCUUUGCCUUGUGGUCCAGCCUGGAUUUCCUUCCAUCACACUCAUGUGAUCCUUAAAAAUAGAGGGGAUUAAAAGAAAUCACCAAACAGGCUGCAGAUAGAUCCAUAUAGUGAAAGAACAAGACAAUAUGUGACAUUCAGUCUUUUUUUGAGAAAGUGUGGAGAGCAAGAGAGUCCACUGAAGUCAGAUUGAAUCAUAAGCUGGCAAAACAUUAAAUGGUUUAGUCUACCUAAAAGCCAAUCUUUUUUUUUUUGUGAUUGUUAACCCUCUUUUGUUAGAUUUCCCUCUUUGUUGACUUUUAUUACAUGAGUGGUUGCAAUACUCAUAAUCCUCCAAAUGUUACAAUAUUUUUAAAAAGUUGCAAUCAUUGGUGUGCCGCUGUAACGUUUCAAAGUUGCCUGUGUUUCUACCUCUUAGUUAGAUGGGCUUUGGUUAUUUUUUUUGUGCUGGGAUAAUGGAAUCUACUAAGAAGAACCUAGAUCCCAAGCACAUGCAAGUAUUGGAUUUAAUCUUAGCCUAAUUGCACAAUAAAUUUAUCAAAGCAGUCUCUUCCAAUGAAGCUUCACAUGGUUUACAAGUAUUAAUGUUUAAGAACAGAAAAGGCUUUUUAUUAACAUGACGCGCCGCAUCCUUCUUGAGAAAUGUACCCGUUAAAAGGUGGGGUUUCGGGGUUUCGGCUCGCCCAGAAUUUGGAAUGACACUGUGAAUGUGGCCUGUUUAAUUUUGAUUGCUCAACAAUGAAAAUGAUACAAAUGAAUUUGUAAUGCUUUUCUUAAAUUGACAAAAUAUAAGCAAACCCUGAAGAUAGGUUGUGAUUGAACCCCUCCCCCCCUCGCCUCACUAAAAUAAGUAACAUUAAAUGAAUAAGAAACAUCGACUUUUACCUAUGAAUUGUGCUCACAAGCCAUGUUUAUGUACAAGGCAAUAGAUUUGGAUCAUAUUGCAAGGUAUUCGAAAUUAUCGUGCACCUCUGUUGCUUUAAUAUCAAUAAAGUCCAGUACAUGAGCACCAAAA
This is a messenger RNA of Micropterus salmoides (largemouth bass), 2987 nucleotides long. RefSeq names its product eukaryotic translation initiation factor 4, gamma 2b (gene eif4g2b). Gene Ontology annotation, molecular function: mRNA binding; protein binding; translation initiation factor activity. Gene Ontology annotation, cellular component: eukaryotic translation initiation factor 4F complex. The record is from RefSeq and is a predicted model, not a curated record. Lineage: Eukaryota; Metazoa; Chordata; Actinopteri; Centrarchiformes; Centrarchidae.